Messenger RNA from Fusarium verticillioides 7600, 4119 nucleotides. Its product is annotated as STE/STE20/YSK protein kinase. Gene Ontology annotation, biological process: protein phosphorylation. The record is from RefSeq and is a predicted model, not a curated record. The coding region runs from base 262 to 2778 and encodes 838 amino acids. Gene Ontology annotation, molecular function: ATP binding; protein kinase activity. The transcript has a single exon. NCBI's taxonomy places the organism in Eukaryota, Fungi, Ascomycota, Sordariomycetes, Hypocreales, Nectriaceae.
AACAAACCCAAUUCCUUCAACGCUUUCGACAUCGCCAAAAACAAAAGAAGAAAACAAAAAAAAAAGCUCGCCUCCAGUCAUCAAGCCUCCCCUUCUUUCUGUUAGCUUGCACUCAGCGCAAUCUCCAUCUUCGUUCACAUGCAUCACAUGCCCAGGCUAUCAUGAAGUAAACCAACCAGCCAUAACAAGCUCAAGCGAUCUUAGCUUAGUUACACAUCCCCUGCUAAGUAACCCGAGACAGGCCUCACAACAUUCAUCAUUAUGUCGUCGCUUCAAGUCAGAGGGCCGGAUUUUUCGGCCACAAAGCAGAAAGCGAUUGAAGAUGCAAAGAAAAUGCAAAAAGUGGUUGCCGAGCAGUGCUCAAAAGUCGGAAAGGAUCCUCCACAGUAUCGACUUUCAGAGCUUAUUGGCAAAGGCAGUUUUGGCCGGGUCUACAAGGCCACCUCUCUAACAACGAAUCAGCUGGUUGCCGUCAAAAUCAUCGACAUUGAAGAGAGUGACACAGUUAACCCGAAACUCGCCGAUACAUAUAGCGACUUGCUCAAGGAAAUCAGUGCCCUGCAACUGCUCAGCAAUAGUGGCGCCAAGAACAUCAAUCAUGUUAUCGAUGCUCUUCCUGUCGGGCAGUCCAUGUGGAUGAUUACAGAAUAUUGCGCUGGAGGCAGCGUGGCUACCCUCAUGAAACCAACCUCACCGGGUGGCCUUCAGGAAAAAUGGAUUAUUCCAAUUUUGCGCGAAGUAGCCGAAGCUGUCUACUGGGUUCAUGGUCAGGGUAUUAUCCACAGAGACAUCAAGUGUGCCAAUAUCUUGGUCACGGAGGAAGGAAACGUCCAGCUUUGUGACUUUGGAGUUGCUGGUGUUAUUGAAACCAAAUUUGACAAGCGCUCAACGGUCAUUGGUACACCCCAUUGGAUGGCCCCGGAACUGUUCGACCCUGCGGCAUCUUAUGGUACUGAGGUGGAUAUAUGGGCUUUUGGCGCCAUGGUCUAUGAAAUUGCAUCGGGUCUACCACCAAGCGUAGCUGCAGGCAUGAUGGACUUCAACAGACUAGGCUCAUACCUCAAACAACACAUCCCUCGACUUGAUGGCGACCGAUAUUCCCAAGGGUUGAAAGACCUCGUGGCGUACUGCUUGGUUGAUGACCCUAAGAAACGCCCACCAAUUGAACAAAUCCAGAGACACCGUUACAUAUUCAACACGCAGGAUGCUUAUCCUGCUUCGAGCUUGGCACACUUGGUUAGAGGCUACAAGUUGUGGGAAGCUCAAGGUGGUGUUCGCAAGUCCCUCUUCUCCGCGGGAGGAGCCCAGGGCCCAUCUGACCUCGCUAACUUGGCCUUGGACAAUGAUGAGUGGAACUUCAGUACAACCGCUGCGUUCGAUCAACAGGUGCUCCAAACUGGCGACGCUCAAGCUGUGUUUGAUGUCUAUGGCUCCAACGUCGACUUCAAGCAGGAUGAAUUCGACGAUGCUUCUAGAACCCAAAAACCGAAAUCACGUCGACGUCCGCCACCUCACCUUCCUUCCGUCAAAGCACCGCUGGAAAAGCUAUUUGACCCAAAUACGAUAUCGAACUACGAGGACAACUCACGAGCAUAUUAUGGCCGUCCGUUUCCUCCGCCUGUUGCCGAUUUCACCCCUCCACCCCCGCCUCCUGCGUCGGAUUUACCUCUAAGAGACGACUCAUCUCAGUCUCCUGGAGUGAGAGAAUCCCUGAUUGAUCUUGACAUGUCCCUAGACGGUAGCAAUCUCUCCGAGUUUGUUGACCUGAACACAAUUAGAGCUGGAGAUCCCAGGGCAUCGACCGACUAUGACUUUGGAGAUGUCUCCUACAACAAACCACCACUUAGUGACCCGGCAGAUAUGAUGAACAACAACCGCAGAACACGAGAUUGGAAGUUCCCUUCCAUGGCCCCUCCCGCCUCAGCAAACCCGGAAAUGUUCAGAUUUCCGUUCAACGAUGACCAAGGGCCAAGUACCAGCCGCCUGAUCCACCCUCCGACAGAGCCAAUCCAGCCUUCGGCGCAGUUCAAUGACCUUGCGGUUCCCUCACCAGUCAACAACCGAGCGUCAUCAGGCAGUCUCAUUGACUUGGACAUGGGUCUAGCUGAUCCCAUUCCUAUGAGCGACUAUACAAGGCCGUCCACAUCACACUCGGACGUAGGAUCCUUGGCUGGCUCGGAGUUAGGAGGGGCUGAUCCUUUCCAGCUAGAAAAGCACGCCUCUCUUUACCUUAUGCCCAGCAGUAUACGUGAACCAUCCAUCUAUGUAUCUGAUGAUUCUGAGUUUGCAAAUGCCGUUGCGGACCUCUCGCUGAAUAACACCCAGCGACAUGAUCCUCAGAUGUCCUAUCAGCAAACACAGGUUCCCCUGUAUCAACCCCAGGGACAACCCCAAUCUUCCCAGACCGACGGGAGCACCCCGAGUGAAAGGCCCUACUCCCUUAGCGAGUUCGCCGAUACUGACCCUGAAUCUUUUACUCAAACGCUUGCCGCCCCUGAACUUCAACCUCCUCCACUUCGGCCUCAACUAGAUCGGCCACCAGUUCGGGACGAGUUCCCUCGAUCUUAUCAACAACAACAGCCAUCCCUCCCACCUGCACCUACUGCACCCUCACCCCAAGUUAUGGAAGGCCAGGCCUCAUCAGAACAUGUCAAGGAGGAGCUUCGACGCAUGGCCAUGAGCCUAAGUGAUCAUCUCAGCCACGCGAAUACAUACUUGUCGGGUCUUCCACUUCGAAGAGCGAGCACAACAAGGAUGGAGUCUAUUGAGACCCCUUGAAAACGUUCACGAAUGUAUAUGGGAACUCUGAAUAUGACCCCGCAUGACCUUGGCGUUUGGAAAUGGCUUCCCGUUACAUUGACAAUCGGUUAAAAGCUGGAUAUUGUGCAAUACAAGAUAUGGCCAUAAUAAACCAUGAAUAGAAUGUUCAAAAUUUUCCCUCAUUGACCAAGCUCUUGCAUUUAGCUUAUUGGAAUCCGACCAGGUCUCCCAUUAGCAAAGCUUGGUACCUUUCGAUGGCCUCUCCCAACCUGAUCAGAACUCCUGCCGCCAGCAUUUUGACCUCAUUCUCCUCCCCACCAUCCUCUCCUCUAGUCUUCUCGAACACCAUUGCGACCCAUUCUCUUGUCUCCAUCACCUCUCUGCCUUGGGUUUCACAAAGUCGACGCAUGUCGCCGCCAUUCACUUCCAGCAGGGACGCCAUAGCCACGAGCCACCCUUUCAUGGCGCCGAGAUCGCCAAAAACAUGCACACGAACGCCCAGAAGCAGAUCCCAUAGCUCCGCAGUUAACUGUGGCAGCGAAAGUGUGGAAGGCCCAGCGGCGUGAACAACAAUGCCUAACGUCUGUAGGUAGAGUGCCAGAAGGGCAUGGUUGAGUAUGAUUGGUUUGGCAGAACGGAGCGCGACCUGGAAAUGCGCUGUGAGUGGGGAGAAGAAGGACGUCGCAAGCAAAGCGGCAGUCGUAUUGGGGAUAGCACGCAUACGAGGUUUGGAAAUAGACUUGGACUUGUAGCGGGCCGUGAAGCUUUGAAGCUUCAAAACAUCAGGGCCUGUAUUGGCAUCGGCUGCUUCUGCAGUAAGUGGGGCAAGGAAUGAAGAUGUCAGCAACUGUGAGAUAUUCUCAAGAGCAGUUGAUGGUAGUGCUUUCAGCUGGGACGACGGUAGGGUGCUGCUGUCAUUUCCUGAGCCGAUAUAAAGUUGCUCCAUCUUUUCAGGUAGCCGCUUCGAGGGGAAGGCAGCAGCCGACUGGUGCUGAGAUACUUCGAAACCCGCCAGUUCUCGGGCUGACAGACCCAACGUGAUGAGUAUUGAUGUCCGUUGUUGGAGGGAAUAGUCGCCCUCGAAGAAAGUUCGAGCAAGCCAUGGGGCCAUAGUCUUAGGUUGAGAGACAACAAGCGCUACCAUACCGUGCAACCGCAAAUCAUCGAAAUUUUCGAUCUCAAACUUGUCUUGUAUACCCACCAAAAGCCCAGCCAACUCAUAAGCGUGGAAACUCACCUCUGCUCCAUAAUUGGCCUUGCGUCUGAUGAGAAUUGGAGCCGUCUGUAAAGCGAGCACCUGUUUGUCGUAUGACUCAGAGUCUCUGAGAUACGAUAUGAGAUCUCUGAUGUAAACUGGCG